Molecule: messenger RNA, 822 nt
Organism: Dictyostelium purpureum
Lineage: Eukaryota; Evosea; Eumycetozoa; Dictyosteliales; Dictyosteliaceae
Exons: 3
Coding region: 1-822 (273 amino acids)
Source: RefSeq, a predicted model, not a curated record
AUGAAAAAUGAAUGGAAAAGAGAGAAUUUUGAUAUAUUGAUAAUUAGAUCAUUAUGGGAUUAUGUGGAUAAAAUUGAAAAAUUUUUAAAAUGGAUAGAAAUUAUACAAAAUAAUAAUAUUAAAGUUUUAAAUGAUUUAAAAGCAAUUAAAUGGAACAUUGAUAAAAAUUAUUUAAACGAACUAUCAUUAGAGAAUAAAAUAAAUGUUGUACCAAGUGUUUUUAUUAGAAAAAAUGAAACAUCUCCAAUUCGAGCUAUUACUAAAGCAAUCAGAGAUGCAAAGUAUUCAGGUUUAUUUAGAAUGGAUCAAAAUAAUUUUGUUUACAAGCCUACAAUUGGUGCAAAUGGUUUGGGUGCAAAUAGAUUCAAUCUUAAUGAUAUUUUAAUAAAUAGCGAACAACAGGAAAUUAACAACGAAAUACUUUGUUCAUUACUCUCAAGAUCGGAUAUUAUAGUUCAGCCCUUCAUUUCGAGCAUUAGAGAUGAAGGGGAAACUUCAUUUGUUUUCUUCAAUGGAAAAUUCUCUCAUUCUAUUAUUAAGAAACCAAUUAUCAGUGAUUUCAGAGUACAAGAGUGUUAUGGUGGAACAGUAGAAAAAAAUUUAAACCCAAGUCAAAGUGAAAUUGAAGUAGCCCAAAAUAUAAUUGACAAAAUAAUUGAAAAAAAUGGUAAAAUAUUGUAUGCAAGAAUUGACAUGUUAAGAAUAAACGGAAAUCUACAUUUAAGUGAAAGUGAAAUUUUUGAACCAACACUCUAUUUCAUGGGUGAUAGGACAAUAGCAAAUAGAUUUAUAAGUUCAGUUUUUGAAAUUUUAAAUAGCUAA